Molecule: messenger RNA, 932 nt
Organism: Pimephales promelas (fathead minnow)
Lineage: Eukaryota; Metazoa; Chordata; Actinopteri; Cypriniformes; Leuciscidae
Product: rho-related GTP-binding protein RhoA-B
Biological process (GO): small GTPase-mediated signal transduction
Molecular function (GO): GTP binding; GTPase activity
Source: RefSeq, a predicted model, not a curated record
UGACGGGUAUAUUGUCCAGCCGCCAUCUUGCCUGGUUGUGUCUGGCUUCAGGCGCGCGCACUGAACCGACCCGGAAAACUCGAGCCGAGUUAAACUGACGGGAAACAUGAACGUAUGAUAUUAACCUGCGCGUGUGUCUUCAGAGAUGGCGGCGAUCCGUAAGAAGCUGGUGAUCGUCGGGGACGGCGCGUGCGGGAAGACCUGCCUCCUCAUAGUCUUCAGUAAAGACCAGUUCCCAGAGGUCUACGUGCCCACCGUCUUCGAGAACUAUGUGGCUGACAUCGAGGUGGACAGCAAGCAGGUGGAGCUGGCACUGUGGGAUACGGCGGGACAGGAGGAUUAUGAUCGGCUGCGGCCGCUCUCCUAUCCGGACACUGACGUCAUCCUGAUGUGCUUCUCCGUCGACAGCCCCGACAGCCUGGAGAACAUUCCUGAGAAAUGGACGCCCGAAGUCAAGCAUUUCUGCCCCAACGUUCCCAUAAUCCUGGUGGGCAACAAGAAGGACCUGCGGAACGACGAGCACACGCGCCGCGAGCUCUUCAAGAUGAAGCAGGAGCCGGUCAAACCCGAGGAGGGCCGAGACAUGGCCAACCGCAUCUGUGCCUUCGGAUACAUGGAGUGCUCUGCCAAAAGCAAGGACGGCGUGCGUGAGGUGUUCGAGAUGGCCACCAGGGCGGCGCUACAGGCGCGUAAGGGCAAGAAGAACAACAAGUGCCUCCUGCUGUGAACUUCCUCUCCGACUCCGGCAGUUCCUCUAGUGCUGAGAGUUCCCGUCAGUAUUUAACGCUUCAGACUCGCCGCAAACACACACAUAUGCAACCCAUCUGGAUCAGCCCUGCACACACACACUCCCACAGACUUGAAGAUCACUCUUUUGUCUUUCACAAUAAACAGACUUUGGUAUGUUUGUGUAUUAAAGCCUUUAUAAGACG